AUGCUACUGGGCAGGAGAAGGAGGGUGGUAAAGGGCCUGACAGGGCCACCCAGCUUGCUAGAGUCCUUGCAGGCUGCUUCUCUAAGAUAUGUCUCUAACACAUUCAUUUUUCAAUGUCAUUUCAGCGUUUCCCGGAGACUGGACCCCAAGGAGCCCCUCGGUAGCCAGAGAGCAGCCUCCCCAACCCCAAAGCAAGCUUCUGCUACUGCUCCUAGCCGCGAGAGCCCCCGGGAAACCAGGGCACAGGGGCCCGCAGGACAGGAGGCUGAUGGUCCCCGUAGGACGCUGCAGGUGGACAGCAGGACACAGAGAUCAGGGCGGUCCCCCUCUGUGUCACCAGACAGAGGCAGCACCCCCACAUCACCCUACUCCGUCCCCCAGAUCGCCCCUCUUCCCAGCAGCACCCUGUGCCCCAUAUGCAAGACCUCGGACCUCACUUCAACCCCCAGCCAGCCAAACUUCAACACAUGCACCCAGUGUCACAACAAGGUCUGCAACCAGUGUGGGUUCAACCCCAACCCGCAUCUUACCCAGGUGAAGGAGUGGCUCUGUCUCAACUGUCAGAUGCAGAGGGCUCUGGGAAUGGACAUGACCACUGCGCCUCGCUCUAAGAGCCAGCAGCAGCUGCACUCUCCAGCCCUGUCUCCUGCUCACUCCCCAGCCAAACAGCCCCUGGGGAAACCAGAGCAGGAGCGAUCUCGGGGCCCUGGGAGUCCGCAGCUGGGCUCCCGCCAGGCAGAGACAUCCAGGGCCACCUCAGUGCCGGGGCCUGCCCAAGCAGCUGCCCCUCUAGAGGUGGGGAAGGUGUCUCCUCAGCCCUCUUUCCCCACCAAGCCUUCCACAGCUGAGCCCAGGCCACCUGCAGGAGAGGCCCCAGCAAAAAGUGCCACCGCAGUGCCCUCUGGGCUUGGUGCCAGUGAGCAGACCCAGGAGGGCCUCACCGGGAAGCUCUUUGGCCUUGGCGCAUCGCUGCUGACCCAGGCGAGCACCCUCAUGUCUGUGCAGCCCGAAGCUGACCCCCAGGGCCAGCCUUCCCCCAGCAAGGGGCCCCCCAAGAUUGUCUUCAGUGAUGCCAGCAAGGAGGCUGGCCCAAGACCCCCAAGCUCAGGGCCUGGGCCAGCACCUGGAGCCAAAACUGAGCCUGGGGCUAAAAUGGGGCCUGGAUCUGGGCCUGGAACCCUGGCAAAGACCGGGGGGACAACCAGUCCAAAGCACGGCAAAGCAGAGCAUCAAGCAGCACCCAAGGCUGCGGCCAAGCCAAAGACCACGCCGAAGGAGAAGGCCACCUGCCCACUGUGCCAAGCCGAGCUCAAUGUGGGCAGCAAAGGCCCCGCCAACUACAAUACAUGCACUACCUGCAAGCUCCAGGUGUGCAACCUGUGUGGCUUCAACCCAACACCCCACCUGGUGGAGAAAACGGAGUGGCUCUGUCUGAACUGCCAAACUAAGAGGCUUCUGGAGGGCAGCCUGGGAGAGCAGACCCCCCUGCCACUGCCCACCUCACAGCAGCCCCCUAUAGGGUCUCCUCACCAUGCAGCUGGAUCAGUCCCUCAGAAACAGAAAGGGGCACAGGGGCUGGGUCAGCCAUCGGGCCCUAUGCCUGCCAAGGCCAGCCCCCUGCCCACCAAGGCCAGCCCUCAGCCCACCAAGGCCAGCCCCCUGCCCACCAAGGCCAGCCCCCUGCCCACCAAGGCCAGCCCACAGGCCAAGCCCUUUAAGGCUUCUGAAUCCAGCAAGACCCCAAGCAGUGCCCAGGAAAAGAAGACAGGAGUACCUGCUAAAGCUGAGCCCGUAUCGAAGCCACCUCCAGAGACAACCCUGCCUCCCGGGACUCCUAAAGUAAAGAGUGGAAUAAGGAGGAUUGAACGUGCCAGCCCUGCUGUCAAGGCUGUUCCAGAAGCCUCCAAGAGUGGAGAGGCAGAGGAGCCAGUGGGCAAGCCUUACUCUCAGGACCUGUCUCGGAGCCCACAGAGCCUCAGUGACACAGGCUAUUCCUCUGACGGCGUCUCCAGCUCCCAGAGUGAGAUUACCGGUGUUGUGCAGCAGGAGGUGGAGCAGCUGGACAGUGCAGGGGUGACAGGGCCACGCCCACCCAGCCCCUCAGAGCUCCACAAGGUGGGGAGCAGCAUGCGGCCUUUGCUGGAGGCCCAGGCCGCAGCCCCCAGUGCAGAGCGGAGCAAACCACCCGGCAGUACCACCAGUGAGGAGCAGAAGCGGCGGCCCCACUCCUUGUCCAUUAUGCCUGAGGCCUUCGACUCUGACGAGGAGCUGGAAGAUAUCCUGGAGGAGGACGAAGACUCUGUGCAGUGGGGGCGCCAGCAGGAGCAGCGGGACACAGCUGAGUCCUCAGAUGACUUUGGCAGCCAGCUGAGGCACGACUAUGUGGAGGACAGCAGUGAAGGCGGCCUGUCUCCACUUCCACCCCAGCCCCCACUGCGGGCAGCGGAGCUGACGGAUGAGGAGUUUAUGCGACGACAGAUCCUAGAGAUGAGCGCUGAGGAGGAUAACCUGGAGGAGGAUGACACUGCUGCCCCAGGGCGUGGCCUGGCCAAGCAUGGCACUCAGAAGGGUGGCACCAGGCCCAGAGCCGAGCCUGGUCAAGAGCCAGCAGCACUGCCCAAGAGGCGCCUGCCCCACAAUGCCACCACGGGCUACGAGGAACUGCUCUCAGAGGGAGGGCCUGCAGAACCCACCGACAGUGGCGGGGCCCUGCAGGGCGGGCUGCGCCGCUUCAAGACAAUUGAGCUCAACAGUUCAGGCAGCUACAGCCAUGAACUAGAUCUGGGCCAAGGCCCUGACGCCAGUCUAGACCGGGAGCCCGAGCUGGAGAUGGAGAGCCUGACAGGCUCACCUGAGGACCGCUCCCGUGGAGAGCAGUCCUCCACACUGCCUGCCUCCACACCCAGCUACACCUCGGGCACCUCUCCCACCUCCCUGUCCUCGCUGGAGGAGGACAGCGACAGCAGCCCGAGCCGCAGGCAGCGGCUGGAAGAAGCAAAGCAGCAACGCAAGGCCCGGCACCGCUCGCACGGGCCCCUGCUGCCCACCAUUGAGGACUCCUCAGAGGAGGAGGAGUUGAGGGAGGAAGAGGAGCUGCUGCGUGAGCAGGAGAAGAUGCGCGAGGUGGAGCAGCAGCGGAUCCGCAGCACAGCCCGUAAGACCCGGCGUGACAAGGAGGAGCUAAGGGCCCAGCGGCGCCGUGAGCGCUCCAAGACACCACCCAGUAACCUGUCGCCCAUCGAGGACGCGUCCCCCACAGAGGAGCUGAGGCAGGCCGCUGAGAUGGAGGAGCUCCACCGCUCCUCGUGCUCCGAGUACUCACCUUCACCCUCGCUUGACUCAGAGGCUGAGGCCCUGGAUGGUGGCCCCAGCCGGCUGUACAAGUCGGGCAGUGAGUACAACCUGCCCACCUUCAUGUCCCUCUACUCCCCCACUGAGAUGCCCUCGGGCAGCUCCACCACUCCCAGCUCCGGACGACCCCUCAAGAGUGCAGAGGAGGCCUAUGAGGAGAUGAUGAGAAAAGCUGAACUGCUCCAGAGGCAGCAGAGCCAGGUGGGGGGCGCCCACGGGCCCCACAGUGGCCCCUCUCAGCCCACAGGCCCCCGAAGUCAGGGCUCCUUUGAAUACCAAAAGGCCUCAGAUCAUGACUAUGGCAGGGCAGCUCAGCCUGCCCCCGAGGGCACAGCAGCCAGCCUGGGAACAGCUGUGUAUGAGGAGAUCCUUCAGACAUCACAGAGCAUAGCCCGCAUGCGGCAGGCCUCCUCCCAGGACAUGGCCUUUCCUGAGGACAAGAAGCAGGAGAAGCAGUUUCUGCAUGCUGACAGUGCAUACAUGGACCCAAUGAAGCAAAAUGGUGGCCCACUUACCCCUGGCACUAGUCCCACCCAGCUCGCUGCCCCUGUGUCUUUCACCACCUCCACCUCCUCAGAUAGCAGUGGGGGGCGAGUUAUUCCUGAUGUCCGUGUCACUCAGCAUUUUGCUAAGGAGCCUCAGGACCCCCUCAAGCUACACAGCAGCCCCGCCUUUCCUAGCUCAGCCUCCAAGGAGGUAGGCACAUCCUUCUCCCGUGGCUCCGGGACCCCAGCCACCACAGCUGUAGCUCCUUGUCCAGCCAGCCUGCCGAGAGGAUAUAUGACUCCAACCUCCCCAGCUGGCUCCGAGCGUACUCCUUCACCAUCUUCCACAACCUAUAGCUAUGGACAGAGCCCAACCACUGCAAACUACGGGUCCCAAACCGAGGAGCUCCCCGAGGCCUCCAGUGGCCCUGCUGCAGGCAGCCGGGCUGCUCGAGAGAAAGCCCUGAGUGGGACUGAUGGCGAAGCUGGCCCUCCUCAUGCUUCCCGGGGGUAUUCCUACUUCGCCGGCUCUAGCCCACCUCUCUCCCCAUCUUCCCCCUCAGAGAGCCCCACAUUCUCUCCAGGGAAGCUGGGCCCAAGAGCCACAGCAGAGUUCUCUACACAGACGCCAAGCCCAACCCCUUCCUUAGAAAUGCCUCGGAGCCCUGGUACCCCUACCUCUACCUCUAUGGUAGCCCAGGGCACACAGACACCACACAGACCCAGCACACCUCGCCUGGUGUGGCAGCAGACUUCUGAGGAGGCUCCUUUUAUGGUCAUCACACUGGCAUCAGAAGCCUCCAGCCAGACCAGGAUGGUACAUGCCAGUGCCUCCACCUCCCCACUGUGCUCACCUACUGACAGCCUGCCCACCACCCACGGCUAUAGCCAGACAACGCCUCCAAGUGUGUCUCAGCUGCCCCCAGAGCCACCUGGCUUCCCACGGGCUCCAAGUGCUGGUGUAGAAGGCCCCCUGGCACUGUAUAGCUGGGGCACCCUCCCUGCCGAAAACAUUUCCCUGUGUCGGAUCUCCUCUGUCCCUGGAACGUCUAGAGUUGAGCCAGGGCCCAGGCCCCCUGGCAGUGCAGUGGUAGACCUCCGCACAGCUGUCAAGCCCACACCUAUCAUCCUUACCGACCAGGGAAUGGAUCUGACCUCUCUGGCCGUGGAAGCAAGGAAGUAUGGCCUUGCCCUAGAUCCCAUCCCAGGACGGCAGUCAACUGCCGUGCAGCCUUUGGUUAUCAACCUCAAUGCCCAGGAGCAGACCCAUGCCUUCCUGGGCACUGCCACUACUGUAAGCAUUACCAUGGCGUCCACUGUGCUCAUGGCUCAGCAGAAGCAGCCUAUGGUGUACGGAGACCCCUUCCAGAGCCGACUGGACUUUGGCCAGGGUUCAGGUAGUCCUGUGUGCCUAGCCCAGGUCAAGCAAGUAGAACAGGCUGUCCAGACAGCCCCAUAUAGAGGUGGAUCCCGGGGAAGGCCCAGGGAGGCCAAGUUUGCCAGGUAUAAUCUGCCCAACCAAGUAGCACCUCUGGCCAGAAGGGAUGUGCUAAUCACUCAGAUGGGAACCACCCAGAGUGUUAGCCUGAAGUCGGGUCCAGUGUCAGAGCCUAGUGCCGAUCCCCACCGGGCCAUUCCUGCAGAGCUGCGGUCACAUGCUCUGCCAGGUGCCAGGAAGCCACAUGCUGUGGUGGUGCAGAUGGGUGAAGGCACAGCAGGCGCUGUGACCACACUGCUCCCAGAGGAGCCAGCAAACGCCCUGGAUCUCACUGGGAUGAGGCCUGAGAGCCAGCUGGCAUGCUGUGACAUGGUCUAUAAGUUCCCCUUUGGCAGUAGCUGCACUGGUACCUUUCAUCCUGCGCCCAGUGCACCUGAGAAGAGCGUGGCAGAUACUGCCCUGCCUGGCCAAAGCAGUGGCCCCUUCUACAGUUCUCGGGACCCUGAGCCCUCUGAGCCCCCCACCUACCGAGCACAAGGGGUACUGGGCCCUGGACCCCAUGAAGAGCAGAGACCCUACCCACAAGGCCUCCCUGGCAGGCUGUACUCCUCCAUGUCUGACACCAAUUUGGCUGAGGCUGGCCUCAACUACCAUGCCCACAGGCUUGGGCAGCUCUUUCAGGGCCCUGGACGAGACUCAGCCAUGGACCUCAGUUCCCUGAAACAUUCCUACAGCUUGGGCUUUGCAGAUGGGCGCUACCUAGGUCAGGGCUUGCAGUACGGCUCAUUCACAGACCUGCGCCAUCCCACAGACCUUUUGACUCAUCCACUUCCCAUGCGGCGCUACAGCUCAGUGUCGAACAUCUACUCAGACCCAAGGUAUGGGCCACGGGGAGAUGCAGGCAGCCUCCAGGAAGCCAGCCUUGCCCAAUACAGUGCCACCACAGCCCGUGAGAUCAGUCGCAUGUGUGCUGCGCUCAAUUCCAUGGACCAGUAUGGUGGACGGCAUGGCAGCGGUGGCACUGGCCCUGACCUUGCGCAGUACCAGCCCCAGCAUGGGCCUGGGCUCAGUGCUCCACAGGGUCUGGCUCCCCUCAGACCUGGGCUCCUUGGUAACCCCACUUUCCCAGAGGGCCACCCAAGCCCAAGGAACCUGGCCCAGUAUGGCCCUGCAGCAGGCCAAGGAACAGCAGUUAGGCAGCUGCUGCCAUCCACAGCCACUGUGCGUGCAGCUGAUGGUAUGAUCUACUCAACUAUCAACACUCCAAUCGCUGCAACCCUGCCCAUCACCACCCAGCCCGCCUCAGUGCUGCGGCCCAUGGUACGUGGAGGCAUGUACAGACCUUACAUGUCUGGUGGAGCCACAGCUGUGCCACUCACCAGCCUUACACGAGUACCCAUGAUUGCCCCCCGGGUACCUCUUGGGCCAGCAGGGCUGUACCGCUAUCCUGCACCAAACAGAUUCCCCAUUUCUUCAAGCGUGCCGCCUGUCGAGGGACCAGUUUAUCUGGGGAAACCUGCUGCCAAGGCCCCAGGGGUGGGGGGCACCCCCAGGCCAGAGCUGCCAUCAGGGGCUGCCCGAGAAGAACCUCAUUCCACAGCUGCCCCUGCUGCUGUCAAGGAGUCUGUGGCAGCUCCGACCCCUGCCCCACCACCUGGCCAGAAGCCACCAGGAGAUGGUGCUGCUGCUGGAGGUGGCAGUGUGGCCCUUGCCCGGCCUGGCUUUGAGAAGGAGGAAGCAUCUCAGGAAGAGCGGCAGCGGAAGCAACAGGAGCAGCUGCUACAGCUGGAGAGAGAGAGGGUAGAGCUGGAGAAGCUUCGACAGCUGCGGCUGCAAGAGGAGCUAGAGCGGGAGAGGGUGGAGCUGCAGAGGCACCGUGAGGAAGAGCAGUUGCUGGUGCAGCGGGAAUUGCAGGAGCUGCAGACCAUCAAGCAUCAUGUGCUACAGCAGCAGCAGGAGGAGCGCCAGGCUCAGUUUGCUCUGCAGCGGGAGCAGCUGGCACAGCAGCGCCUACAGCUGGAGCAGAUCCAGCAGCUACAGCAGCAGCUGCAGCAGCAGCUAGAGGAGCAGAAGCAGCGGCAGAAAGCCCCCUUUCCUGCGACCUGUGAGGCCGCCGGCCGAGGGCCCCCCCCAGCUGCCCCUGAGCUGGCCCAGAAUGGCCAGUACUGGCCACCACUGACCCACACUGCUUUCCUUGCUGUGGCAGGGCCUGAGGGGACUGGGCAGUCCCGGGAGCCCAUGCUGCACCGGAGCCUCCCUAGCUCUGCCUCAGACCUGUCACUGCAGACUGAGGAGCCGUGGGAGGCAGGCCGCAGUGGCAUCAAGAAGCGGCACUCCAUGCCCCGCCUGAGGGAUGCUUGUGAGCCAGAGUCAGCACCCGAGCCCUACGUGGUCAGGAGAAUUGCAGACAGCAGUGUGCAGACAGAUGAUGAGGACGGCGAGGGCCGGUAUCUCCUGACUCGACGGCGCAGGACCCGGCGGAGCACCGACUGCAGCGUGCAGACGGAUGACGAGGACAAUGCCGAGUGGGAGCAGCCAGUGCGCCGCCGCAGGUCUCGUCUUUCCCGGCACUCUGACUCAGGCUCCGACAGCAAGCACGAUGCCACUGCCGCCUCAUCCACUGCCGCCGCCACAGCUCGGGCCACGAGCAGCGUGGGCAUCCAGACCAUCAGCGACUGCUCCGUGCAGACGGAGCCCGACCAGCUGCCCAGGGUCUCUCCAGCCAUCCACAUCACAGCUGCCACUGACCCCAAGGUGGAAAUCGUCAGGUACAUCUCGGCACCAGAGAAGACUGGGCACGGGGAGAGCCUGGCCUGCCAGACGGAGCCCGACGGGCAGGCCCAGGGUGUGGCUGCGCCACAGCUUGUAGGUCCAACUGCCAUCAGCCCCUACCUGCCUGGCAUUCAGAUUGUCACCCCAGGGCCCCUGGGCAGAUUUGAAAAAAAGAAGCCAGAUCCUCUGGAGAUUGGGUACCAGGCCCACCUGCCCCUGGAGUCACUGUCCCAGCUUGUGAGUCGCCAGCCUCCCAAGUCCCCCCAGGUCCUCUACUCACCAGUCUCACCCCUGUCCCCACAUCGGCUCCUGGACACCACCUUUGCUUCCAGUGAGAGGCUGAACAAGGCUCAUGUGAGUCCCCAGAAGCACUUCACAACUGACAGCGCGCUCCGCCAGCAGACGCUGCCUCGGCCCAUGAAGACCCUGCAGCGGUCCUUGUCUGAUCCUAAGCCCCUCAGCCCCACCGCCGAGGAGUCUGCCAAAGAGAGAUUCUCCCUCUACCAGCACCAGGGGGGACUGGGUAGCCAGGUGUCGGCGCUGCCACCCAACGGCCUAGCCCGCAAGGUGAAGCGGACACUGCCCAGCCCCCCUCCAGAGGAGGCCCACCUUCCCCUGGCUGGCCAGGCCCCCCCACAGCUGUACGCAGCCAGCCUGCUGCAGCGAGGGCUGGUGGGGCCCACCACCGUCCCUGCCACCAAGGCCAGCCUGCUUCAGGAGCUGGACCGGGACCUGCGCCUGGUGGAGCAUGAGUCCACCAAGCUGCGCAAGAAACAGGCGGAGCUGGACGAGGAGGAAAAGGAAAUUGAUGCCAAGCUCAAGUAUCUAGAGCUGGGCAUCACACAGCGCAAAGAGUCUCUGGCCAAAGACCGGGGUGGGCGAGAGUGCUCACCCUUGCGCAGUCUUGGUGCACAUCGAGAUUACCUGUCGGACAGCGAACUCAACCAGCUGCGGCUGCAGGGCAGCACCACCCCCGCUGGCCAGUAUUCAGGCUUCCCGGCCACAGCCGCUGCACCGGCCACCCCCUCUGCCCCCACUGCCUUCCAGCAGCCCCGAUUCUCUCCUCCAGCCCCACAGUACCCUGCGGGCAGCAUCGGGCCAGCUCAGAAUGAACUCCCAGCCCCCCAGGUACCCACCUACCCUGGCCCCAGCACGUACCCAGCACCUGCCUUUCCUUCCAGCACCACUUACCCAGCCGAGCCUGGCCUGCCAAACCAGCAGGCUUUCUGCCCCUCAGGCCACUAUGCAGCCCAAACACCCAUGCCGACCACACAGAGCACCCUUUUGCCUAUCCCAGCUGACAGCCGUGCACCUCACCAGAAGCCACGCCAAACAUCGUUAGCUGACUUGGAGCAGAAAGUACCCACCAACUAUGAGGUGGUUGCCAGCCCUGUUGUGGCCAUGUCUUCAGCCCCCUCUGAAACCAGCUACAGCGGACCAGCAGUGAGCAGCAGCUAUGAGCAGGGCAAGACCCCCGAACUGCCCCGGGCCAGUGACCGAGGCAGUGUGAGCCAGAGCCCGGUCCCCGCCUACCCCUCUGACUCACAUUACACCAGUCUGGAGCAGAGUGUUCCUCGGAACUAUGUGAUGAUCGACGACAUCAGUGAGCUGACCAAGGACAGCACUGUUGCUGACAGCCAGCGGAUGGAGCCUUUGGGCCCAGGCAGCGGUGGGCGUCCUGGGAAGGAGCCUGGAGAACCAGGUGUCCUUGAGGGGCCCGCGCUGCCCUGCUGCUAUGCCAGAGGAGAGGAGGAAUCUGAGGAGGACUCGUAUGAUUCCCGUGGGAAGGCUGGCCAUCACCACCGGGGUGUGGAGAGCAACGGACGACCCGCUAGCACCCACUACUACAGUGACAGCGACUAUAGGCACGGGGCUCGAGGGGAGAGGUAUGGCCCGGGGCCCGUGGGGCCCAAGCAUCCCUCCAAGAGCUUGGCCCCAGCUGCCGUCUCCUCAAAACGAAGCAAACACCGGAAGCAGGGGAUGGAGCAAAAAAUCUCCAAGUUCUCACCUAUUGAAGAGGCCAAGGAUGUGGAGUCGGACCUGGCCUCUUACCCGCCACCUGCUGUGAGUAGCAGCCUGGCCUCUCGGGGCAGGAAGUUCCAGGAUGAAAUCACCUACGGGCUCAAGAAGAACGUGUAUGAGCAGCAGAGAUACUAUGGGGUGUCCAGCCGGGAUGCAGCAGAGGAAGACGACCGCAUAUAUGGGGGGAGCAGCCGGUCCCGGGUGGCAUCUGCAUACAGUGGGGAAAAGCUGUCCAGCCACGAUUUCAGUGGCCGAGGCAAGGGUUAUGAAAGGGAGGCUGUAGAGCGACUUCAGAAAGCAGGCUCCAAGCCCUCAUCCCUGAGCAUGGCCCAUGGCCGGGUACGGCCACCCAUGCGGAGCCAGGCCUCUGAGGAGGAGAGCCCCGUCAGCCCCAUGGGGCGGCCUCGGCCUGCUGGGGGCACACUGCCUCCUGGGGAUACCUGCCCACAGUUCUGCUCCAGCCACUCCAUGCCUGAUGUCCAGGAGCAUGUCAAGGAUGGACCUCGAGCCCACUUGUAUAAGCGUGAGGAGGGCUACGUCCUGGAUGAUUCCCACUGCGUGGUUUCUGACAGUGAAGCGUAUCACCUGGGCCAGGAGGAGACGGACUGGUUUGAUAAGCCCCGGGAUGCACGUUCUGACCGGUUCAGACACCAUGGGGGCCACGCAGUCUCCUCCUCCCAGAAGCGAGGCCCUGCCAGGCACAGCUACCACGACUACGAUGAACCCCCAGAGGAGGGUCUGUGGCCUCAUGAUGAGGUUGGUCCAGGCCGCCAUGCCCCAGCCAAGGAACACCGGCACCACAGUGAGCAUGGGCGGCAUGCGGGCCGCCAUGCUGGCGAGGAGCCGGGAAGGCGCGCUGCCAAAUCACAUGUUCGGGACCCAGGUCGCCAUGAGGCCCGGCCCCACCCUCAGCCGAGCUCUGCCUCAGCCAUGCUGAAGAAGGGUCAGCCUGGGUACCCAGGCCCUACUGAUUACUCCCAGCCAUCUCGUGCUCCAGCAGCAUACCACCACACCUCUGACAGCAAGAAGGGCUCCCGGCAGGCCCACUCUGGGCCUGCCGCACUGCAGCCAAAGCCAGAACCCCAGGCACUGCCACAGUUGCAAGGUCGGCAGGCAGCUCCAGGGCCACAGCAGUCACAGCCACCACCAUCCAGGCAGAUGGCCUCAGGGGCAGCACUGCGCCAGCCACAGAUGCAGCAGCAGCAGCAGCAGCAGCAGCAGCAGCAGCCAGGUCUCGGGCAGCAGCCUCCCCAGCAGGCCCCAUCGCAGGCCCGGCCACAGCAGCAGAGCCAGCCAACUGCCCGGGGCCCAGCCUCUGCUGCCAGCCAGCCAGCAGGGAAGCCCCAGGCAGGCUCCACGACAGCCACAGGCCCUCAGCCAGCAGGACCGCCACGGGCAGAACAGGCAGAUGGCUCUAAAGUGACGACCAAAACACCCCAGCAGGGGAGGGCUCCCCAGGCCCAACCAACACCAGGACCUGGACCUGCAGGCACAAAGGCUGGAGCCAGGCCUGGAGGGCCCCCGGGGGCUGCUCCUGGCCAGCCAGGUGCCGACGGGGAGAGUGUGCUCUCCAAGAUCCUCCCUGGCGGGGCAGCAGAGCAAGCCGGCAAGCUGACAGAAGCUGUCUCUGCUUUUGGCAAAAAAUUCUCCUCGUUCUGGUGACCUUGCCCAGCAGGAUUCUUGAAGACACGAAGACAGAUGAUGUCAUUGCUGUGGAAAAAUCUCUGGAGUCAAAGGCCUGGGCGCAGCUCUGGACUCUGCGUAUAACACAUCUACAAUCUGGCAAACCCUGGGCCCAAAGACUCACAGCAAGUGUGCUGUGGCAGGCAGGACUCAGUUGAGGACAGGAUGUCUCCUAACGGCCGCUGCCUGGGUGGAGCAUGUGCUGGAGAAGUUGGGACCAUUGGCCUGGGGGGUCUUUGUCUGUCCAGACACUGUCUUCCUCAGCCAACUGUCAUGGGGAGGGCCGCGCUCUCUCCAGAGCCACUGCAGCUGUCUGUCGCUCUCCCUACAGCCCACCAGGCCUCCAGUGCGUUAUACACAGAGUUUGGGAGCUCACUGCCCUCCUUCCAAGAUGCCAGAAGUUUUUCCACAGCCUUGGAGAGGGGCUUUGACUGGGCGCCUUGCGUUCCGUUUCCUUCACAUUCCAGCUGGCUCGGAUCCUUCCGUACCCGCAGGGCCCUGCUCCUUCACCCUGCCCUAGGGUGACAGUGGAGCAGACCUCCAGUGGCCAGCACAGGGUUGGGAGAACUUUACAAACACUAGGACCUAACACUGUCUCAUUGCUGAAAUAAGAGGCCAUAGCACCGAGAAGCAGCAGGGGCGCCGGCGGAGGCUUCUCCCAGCCCAAGGGUGGCAGUGUGCUACGCGCCUGCCAGCCUCUUAAAGCCAUCCCCCAGCCGUCUCGAGCUCCCCAGCGACACCGCCAUCGUCUCGACCAGCCAGCUCCUCAUCCGUAUCCCUGGGGAUUUCUUUUCAUUUCAAGAACAGCCUUAAUCAUUCCGGUUUGAUUUAUGUGUAUACCUCAUAAACAUCUUUCUUUCUCUCUCUUUCCCUUUCUCUUUUUUCUUUGCUCAACCCCUUUGCCUCUCCCCUCCACCACCACCUGUGACCGAUGGUUUGGUUUCCUCUCUGCUCUGCCCCUGCUCAGCACAUGGAGAAUGUUGACUAAGAAGCAAUAGGGGGCAACAGGCCACCAAGAGCACAACCCCAGGGCGAGGCCUAGGGAGGCCCCUCAGCCCGCCUCUGUUUACUGUGCAAUUCCAGUCCUUCUUAAGCCAUCACCAGUGGGUGUGCUCAGAGCAGAGGGGCCAGGGCUUCUGCCAGCUGGGGGAAAGGCCCAGCGCCCUGUGGGGGGCAGUGUGACACCAUCUGUCUACCUGGUGGACGGGGCGGCAUUCCUCCCCACAGCCCUUCUCUGAGGGGCCUCCCUUCAUCUUGGGCACACCCACAAGUCUCAUCUUUAACUUUCUAUGCAAUGAAAUAUAAACCCUCAAAGACAACUGUUAAUAUUUAAUAAAUUCCAUGUUAUGUAUAAGGAGUUAAUUGCAAACAUGUGACUGAGAAACUGGAUAGAUAUGCUCAUAUCACCGCCCCAGCCCUGCUCCUGUGUGUGUGCGCGUGUGACAUCUGUCUGUGGCAUGUUUGACCUGUGGCAGGACUCGCUGCUGCCGGGCGAGUCACCGCCUGUCCCGCAGUGGAGCAUGCACGGCUCACAGCCUCUCUGCACGAUUUCAUCCAUUUUAAAUGCUCAACCCUUUUGCUCGGAGUUCUUUUGCCUCUGCACCUCUCCUUCAGGAACACCUUUAGUGACUUCUGCGCAAGCUGGUGAGGACCUGCCAGAAUUGUUGCCUGAGUGCGCCAGGCUGCAGGGCGGGCGAGACAAAGUCCUACGUACCCUGCAGUUUCCUUCGUUCAGGAUAGCAAGUGAGACAGGACACCCUGGAGUAGACACAAUGGUAGGCGCCCGUGCAGGGUGCAUGUGUGUGAAAGCUGUGAAGGUUUGCCGUAUGAUUUAUGUCUGUACUCAUUUCCCCUCCUCCUCCAGCCCUCAACCAGAGCCUCGGGUACCCUUCCCAGUGGGGUACUGCUUAGAGACAGAGCCAAGCUGCAUUCCUGAAAGAGAGGCAGAGGCCAAGGGUGGAGUCAGGCUAUGCCCUAGGGACCCCAGACCCUGGCCAAACCUACUCCAUCCCUCUCCUUUGUGGUCAAGAGGCUCAAAGACUCUGUCAAGAGAUCUGGGCUGGAACCAGGGGAUGAAAAGCCUUUUGGGAAGAGCUGGGCUUUUGGCACUUCUCUUUGACUGACAGUAGCAUCUGGAGCAGCUGAACUGUUCACAUAAACAGUGGCUUUAAGCUGAGCUUCUUGUGAAGCUUCUUGGUAGCAAGAAUGUACCAAGGUUCUGUGUGGCCCUUUUGUCAUCUAUCCCUGGGACUUCCUUCUCUACUUGAGUACCCAGUCACCAGCUUCUCCACUGCUGGGCCAGGAGUGGGGCAGGCAGUAGCUGCCAGUCCCUCAAGACCAGACCUUCCUCCAGAGUGCUCUGGUUUGCACCGUGCAUUUCUCAGGGGCCCACAUUUCUCACGCUUUUCUCUAAGGAUUAUACACCCCUUAAGAAAGGGGUCCUGGCCCACCUCAGGCAGCUGUAGAUAAGACAGAAAGCUGCCAACCUCCACGCUGGACCUGGCCACCUGGGAUUUGGCCUCCCCUGUUCCAUGAGACAGCUGCCUCGUCUCCAAAGAUCAGGCCUGGGCCCUAUGAGGCCUUCUGAGCAAGGGAGGCUAUCAUCUAGUUCCUCUGGCCACCCAAGGUCUGUGUAGGAUGCCCUAGCUGGGUAUUUGCAGAGCAAGGCAGUAACCCUUUCCACUGAUGGCCAGGGGAUGGCCCUGGGAGCAGAAUGUAGGCAGGGAGAUGCCAAUAGUUCAGCCUCUAGCAGGCUCCAUCUCCGGCUUUCAAGUAUUGGCUUUUCCGCAGAUUUCCUUUCUGGCCAAACCCUCUGAGUUUAAGACGCCUGACAUCUGCCACUUCCCAUCCCCGACUGAACCCACAGGACAAAUCAUUGCCCCUCUGUGAAGACUGCGAAGGCCUCUGGAUUGUGGCAGUCCUGGCCCCUAUGUGGCUGUAGCUGUGACUCCAGGGGCCACGCAGCCAGAGGCUGGGGGAUUAGGAUUCGGUGCUUGGGAAGUAGGGAGCAAUAUGCACUUUCCAAAUGGACUAGAGGUCCCCAGGAUGCAGUGUAGGCCUUCUCUGGUUCCCCCUCAGGAGCCUCUCCUCUCCCCACUGGGGGGCCCAGGCACUCAUCUCACUGUGGCGGCCCUUCCCUGACCACCAUUCUCUCAGGCCUCCGGCAGAGCAUGUGAUCUCAGGGCCUGCACCGAACAAGCAGAAGCGGCAGCAACUCUGGAGCCUGUGGGGAUUUUCCAGGACAGUGCAGUCUCGCCCCAUUAGACCCUCCUCUGCUCCCUUCCCCCAUCCAUGCUGUAAAUACUUGUUAUCAUGGACUAAGACAGGAUCAAAGGGACAGGCCUAAUCAACUGAAACUCCUUGGAGAUGCCAUCUGUCUCCCUGGAUGCCAGUGCCCUCUGCCUCGUGCACUGGGGUGGUACUAGAGAGCCAUGGAAGUCAUGAGAUACUGUGUGGGUGCAUGUGAACGUGCGUGUGUGCGUGUGUCUGCCUCAUUCAGCCUUGGGGUCAAAUCAGCUCCUUCUCCAAGUACCGUAGCCUGGAGAGUGGUGGCCACCAACACCUCUUCCUCUAGCUGCCCUGUCUUGAUUUUGCUUUUCCUCCUCCCACUCUCCCUUUCUUUUCUUUUUUUCCUUCUCUCCUUAUUUGAGGGGGGAAGAGUGCUGUACAGUCAAACAAGUUUACAGUUGUAAGUGCAAUGACCCGAGUCCUCCACAUGACCUUGUGAAUUGUGUGCCGUCCUCCCGUGCUCUGUGAGAACUCGUGGUACUUCAGUGUCCCUCCCCCUCCUGUAUUGUGACAAGGUAAUUCUGUGGCAUCAGAAUAAAAAGACUUGAUAUAAAUAACCUA
Messenger RNA from Chinchilla lanigera (long-tailed chinchilla), 15600 nucleotides. RefSeq names its product bassoon presynaptic cytomatrix protein (gene Bsn). Lineage: Eukaryota; Metazoa; Chordata; Mammalia; Rodentia; Chinchillidae. The coding region runs from base 1 to 11730 and encodes 3909 amino acids. Gene Ontology annotation, molecular function: metal ion binding; structural constituent of presynaptic active zone. The record is from RefSeq and is a predicted model, not a curated record. Gene Ontology annotation, cellular component: axon; cytoskeleton of presynaptic active zone; glutamatergic synapse. Gene Ontology annotation, biological process: presynaptic active zone assembly; protein localization to synapse. The transcript has 12 exons.